AUGUCUCAUCUGCAUGCACAUUCUGCUUGCGCAAGGAUCGCAUCUGCAUUCUCCGUUGCGGCAGGCAAGGACGUUGCUGAACGCUCGCCUAAUCCCGGCACAAACCGAAAUGAUGGUUCAACUGCUGCCGUCGGUUUAAAUACUCCAGGGCAAGAAGAGGAAGAGGAGGAGGAGGAGGAGGAAGACACGAAGGACACUGCCGGGGAAGUCGACGAUGACGGCAAUGGCCACGAGCAUGCCGACGAUCCCAUUCCGAAGGAAAUGCUCCGCGAAGGGGGCGACGUCGAGGACCCACAGACAGGGAAGCCACAAACUGUGACAGACGCGAAGGCCACACAGACUCAACCUGCACAUAUAGACGCUGGCUCAGAACAGGCCGAGCACCUGGACGGUGCCGACAAUGACGACGAAGAAGAGAAAGAAGAACCCGAGGAGGAGCCAGAAGAGGAUGGAUCAUCUCGUCUAACAUCACCCAGGUGGCGAACCCGAGGGCCCCCCACCUUUGGGAAUAGCAGGGGAGGGAAUCCGCAUUCGGUCCGCGGAAAACCCAAGUGA
This is a messenger RNA of Pleurotus ostreatus (oyster mushroom), 555 nucleotides long. RefSeq lists its product as uncharacterized. NCBI's taxonomy places the organism in Eukaryota, Fungi, Basidiomycota, Agaricomycetes, Agaricales, Pleurotaceae. The coding region runs from base 1 to 555 and encodes 184 amino acids. The record is from RefSeq and is a predicted model, not a curated record. The transcript is spliced from 5 exons.